AGUAAAUUAAAAAUGGGACAUCUCCGUUAAAAUGAAAAGAGACACGGAGGGCGGAGGCCCGAGGGGAUGGUUGAAAAUCCUUUCACAUGGAAGUGGGUGGGGAGAACUUUAGGAGGUUCCAUCCAUCAUGGUUCAUAAAUAUUAGUUUUGUUCCAAAUAAAUGUGCAUAAGUUGGUUGAAACGAGACUACAAAAUUAAUAUUUUUUCAUUAGUUUUAAGGAGUUUUUGAGUUUUGCCCAAUAUAUUUUCAUUUUGGAUCGAUUCCGACUUAUUUAUGAUAUUUAUCAAAGUUUUAUGAGAAUUCGAAUUUUUAAUUAAUUCAUGUAAUAUUUUUUAAUAAAAUGAUAUUUAGCAACUUUAGAAUUUAAGUUAAAAAAGGCGAAGGGAAAAAAGCAGUAGUAAUAAUUUGUUAUCGGUUAGAAAGUAGGAGCAGGUGGAGGGCCACUAUUGGCGGGGAGCAACAAAUAGCAAUGGUCACAGAUGCAACAUACAAAAAUCUGAUAAUAUAACCCUACUAGAGAUCCCGUUCUCGAUGUCUUUCUCUCUCCAUAUCUCGCCAUCACCGCCACCAUCACCACCACCGACUGUGGCCACUGGAACGUGCUCUUGAAGGUGGGGUCUCUCUCUCGCCUCUAUUGGCAUGUCAUUCCUUUGCACAUCAUGAUAUAGGUAGUGCAAGAAUAUAAUGGCUUCUAAAGGACCAAGGUCUAAGCUUGAGCAUGAGACAAGAGCUAGGCGUCAAAAGGCACUUGAAGCGCCUAGAGAGCCCCAACGUCCUAAAACUCAUUGGGAUCAUGUUUUAGAGGAAAUGGUUUGGUUGUCGAAGGACUUUGAGUCAGAGAGGAAAUGGAAAUUGGCUCAGGCAAAGAAGGUUGCAUUAAGAGCCAGCAAGGGCAUGUUGGAUCAGGCCACCAGGGGAGAAAAGAAGUUGAAGGAAGAGGAACAGCGGGUGCGAAAAGUUGCACUUAAUAUUUCUAAGGACGUGAAGAAAUUCUGGAUGAAAAUAGAGAAACUGGUGCUUUACAAGCAUCAAGUGGAGCUCGAUGAGAAAAAGAAAAAGGCACUUGAUAAACAGCUUGAGUUUCUUUUAGGGCAAACUGAGAGGUACUCAACAAUGUUGGCAGAAAAUUUAGUGGACCCAUACAAACCUGUGCAACAAUGUCCUGCUCAGCAUCAACUAAACUCUCCUGGUAAAGUAGAUAUGCAUGAGAUUGAUGAACCCUUGGACUUGAAUGCUGAUGCUGAUGAAGAUUUUGAUGUACACUCUGAAGAAGAAUCAGAAGAUGAUGAGCAAACAAUAGAGGAAGAUGAGGCUCUUAUAACUGCAGAAGAAAGACAAGAAGAAUUGGCAGCUUUGCACAGUGAAAUAGAUCUUCCACUUGAGGAGCUCCUUAAGCAUUAUGCUGUGGAAGCAGACAGCAGAGAAAGUAGUCUGGAAAAGGGGGAGGAUGGAAUUGAGUCAAUAUUGGUAAAAGAUGAGAGUAGCAAUGGAAACUAUGUUUCUGCUUCCUGUAAAUUUGAAACAGCCAACUUUCUUGUUCGUCGUUCUAAUGACAGCGAUGGUGGCUUGUGCAAAUCAGAAAACCACUCAUUAGACAUUGAGGCAUCUUCCCUCAAAAAUCUCUCAGAAAGCUCUGGGGGGCUAGCCAAACAAGAUGUUCCAUAUGAUUUCAGUGACGAGCAGGAUGAUGGUGAUUUUACCCUUGCUGGAGAAGAGAAGGUACAUCAUAUGGAUGAUGAGACAACACUGGCGGAGGAGGAGGAACUGGCAAAAGCAGAUUCAAACAAUCCCAUAGAUGAGAUUGUUUUACUGCAAAAGGAGAGUGAAAUUCCUGUGGAAGAAUUGCUUGCAAGGUAUAAAAAGGACUUCAGUGCUGAUGACGUGUCUGGAGAUGAAUCUGAGUAUGACUCAGCUUUGUCAGAGGGCCUCUUGGAUUCACCAGCACAUCAAAAUCUUGAAGCGAGGGAGGAGGGUGAUGCUAAGGAUCAAAAUCUUGAAUCCAUUGUUGCCCAGGGAGUUUUGCAUCCUCAUGCAGAAGAGGAGGAAGCAAGCCCUGAUAGAAAAUCAGAAGAUGGAAAGGUAAGCGAGAAUAGAAUUGCUGAUGCUGCUGCUGCCGCAAGAUCAGCACAACCAACGGGCAAUACAUUCUCAACUACUAAUGUUCGUACAAAGUUCCCUUUUCUUCUAAAACACUCCCUUCGCGAAUAUCAACAUAUUGGCCUGGACUGGCUUGUUACGAUGUAUGAGAAAAGGUUAAAUGGAAUUCUAGCUGAUGAAAUGGGGCUUGGAAAGACAAUCAUGACAAUUGCCCUUCUUGCACACUUAGCGUGUGAAAAGGGAAUAUGGGGUCCUCAUCUCAUUGUGGUUCCUACAAGUGUCAUGCUUAACUGGGAAACUGAGUUUCUUAGAUGGUGUCCUGCCUUCAAAAUUCUGACAUACUUUGGAAGUGCCAAAGAGCGCAAAUUUAAGAGGCAAGGCUGGUUGAAACCAAACUCAUUUCAUGUAUGCAUAACGACUUACAGACUGGUUAUACAGGAUUCUAAGGUCUUCAAGCGGAAGAAGUGGAAAUACCUAAUCUUGGAUGAAGCUCAUCUCAUUAAAAACUGGAAGUCCCAAAGAUGGCAAACUCUUCUGAACUUCAAUUCAAAACGGCGUAUCUUGUUGACUGGUACACCACUGCAGAAUGAUCUCAUGGAACUGUGGUCACUGAUGCAUUUUCUAAUGCCCCACAUUUUUCAGUCGCAUCAAGAAUUCAAGGAUUGGUUCAGUAAUCCUAUAUCAGGGAUGAUAGAAGGACAAGAAAGGGUGAACAAAGAGGUUGUUGACCGCUUGCAUAAUGUCCUCCGUCCAUUUAUACUGCGUCGAUUGAAAAGGGAUGUCGAAAAGCAGCUUCCGAUGAAACAUGAGCAUGUCAUAUAUUGUAGGCUCUCAAGAAGGCAGCGUAACUUGUAUGAAGACUUUAUUGCUAGCUCAGAGACACAAGCCACUCUUGCAAGUGCCAAUUUUUUUGGGAUGAUCAGUGUUAUCAUGCAACUUCGCAAAGUUUGUAAUCAUCCUGACUUAUUUGAGGGACGUCCGAUUGUGAGUUCUUUUGAUAUAGGUUGUAUUGAUAUCCAAUUGAGUUCUUCCAUUUGUUCAAUUCUUUCACCUAGUCCAUUUUCAACUGUAGAUCUUAGGAGUUUGGGACUUUUAUUUACUGAUCUUGAUUUUAGCAUGACUUCUUGGGAGAGUGAUGAAGUAGCAGCUCUGGCUACUCCAAAAAUUUUAAUAGAAGAGCGUGCUGACCAGGAUAAUCUUGAGGAAAUUAAGCCCUUCCCUAAACAUCAGAAGAACUUGUAUGGGACAAAUAUAUUUGAAGAGAUUCGAAAGGCUUUAAUGGAGGAGAGGAUAAGAGAAGCAAAACAACGAGCAGCAUCAAUUGCAUGGUGGAAUUCUUUGAGAUGCCGGAAAAAACCAGUUUACUCUACAACAUUACGUGAACUGCUCUUGGUGAAGCAUCCUGCAUUUGAUAUUCACCGUCAAAAAGCUGACAGUCGGUGCUACUUGUACUCCUCUAAGCUUGCUGAGAUUGUUCUUUCACCAGUUGGACGCUUCCAGGCAAUGAUUCAUCUGGUUGAGUCCUUCAUGUUUGCAAUCCCUGCUGCUCGGGCCCCAGCACCAGUUUGUUGGUGCAGCAAAACAAGAAGUUCUGUGUUUCUGCAACCAACUUAUAUGGAGAAAUGUGCUGAAACUUUGUUGCCCCUCUUAACACCUAUUAGACCUGCAAUUGUCCGUAGGCAGGUAUAUUUUCCUGACAAGCGAUUGAUACAGUUUGACUGUGGUAAGUUGCAGGAGCUUGAAGUUUUGCUGCGAAGAUUGAAGUCUGAAGGUCAUCGGGCAUUAAUUUUUACCCAAAUGACCAAGAUGCUUGACCUAUUAGAGGCUUUCAUAAAUUUGUAUGGAUAUACUUACAUGCGUCUAGAUGGGUCCACUCAACCUGAGGAGCGCCAAACAUUAAUGCAACGAUUCAACACUAAUCCUAAAAUUUUUCUUUUCAUCUUAUCAACUCGUAGUGGAGGAGUUGGUAUUAACCUUGUUGGGGCAGAUACAGUUAUCUUUUAUGAUAGCGAUUGGAAUCCUGCCAUGGAUCAACAAGCUCAAGAUCGCUGCCAUCGAAUAGGACAGACACGUGAAGUGCAUAUCUACCGUCUAAUCAGUGAGAGCACAAUUGAAGAAAACAUUUUGAAGAAAGCAAAUCAGAAGCGUGCCCUUGAUGAUCUAGUAAUACAGAGUGGAGGGUAUAAUACUGAAUUUUUCAAGAAGCUUGAUCCUAUGGAAUUGUUCUCAGGUCACAGGACACUCUCUGUUAAGAGUAUUCAGAAGGAGAAAAAUCAUAACAGUGGCAUUGACGACACUGUAUCUAAUGCUGAUGUAGAAGCUGCUUUGAAAUAUGUGGAAGAUGAGGCAGAUUACAUGGCAUUGAAGAAAGUUGAACAGGAAGAGGCUGUUGACAAUCAGGAGUUUACAGAGGAAGCCAUGAGCAAACUGGAAGAUGAUGAGUUUGUAAAUGAGGAUGAUAUGAAGGUUGAUGAAUUAACUGAUCAGGGUGGAUGUAUGACCACUUCAAACAAAGAUAAUGGGCUGAUAUUAAAUGUGUGUGGUCCUAUUGAAGGGAAAGCUCUCAUCCUUGCUAGCAAAGAAGACGAUGUUGAUAUGCUGGAUGAUGUCAAGCAGAUGGCAGCUGCUGCUGCAGCAGCAGGACAAGCUAUUUCUUCCCUUGAGAAUCAGUUAAGACCAAUUGAUCGAUAUGCAAUCCGUUUUCUGGAAUUAUGGGAUCCCCUUAUAGACAAGGGAGCAACGGAGUCAGAAGUUAGGUUUGAAGAGGCAGAAUGGGAACUUGAUCGUAUUGAGAAGUACAAGGAGGAAAUGGAAGCUGAGAUUGAUGAUGAUGAGGAACCUCUAGUGUAUGAGAAAUGGGAUGCUGAUUUUGCUACAGAAGCAUAUCGUCAGCAAGUUGCUUUGGCUCAACAUCAGUUAAUGGAAGAACUGGAAUAUGAAGCCAAAGAGAAGGAAGAGGCAGAUGAUGGAAACUUUGAUGCUAUGAAUGAAAUGACAAGUGAACCUAAACCAAAACCUAAGAAGAAGAAGAAGAAGCCGAAGAAAGCGAAGUUUAAAUCUCUGAAGAAGGGAUCUUUAAGUUCUGAAGUGAAACCUGCAAAACAGGUGACAAAAGCAGAAACUAUGUCCAUAGAUGAUGAUGUUAACUCUCCUGAAGAGCUCUCUGAUUCGGAUAUUACUUCACCAUCUUCAAAUAUGCCGAAAAAACGUAAGAAGAUUGAGAUAGUGCAUGAUGCUGAAGAAGGGAAGAGCUCAAAGAAGAAGCCCAAAAAACUCAAUAAGCCUCCCUCUGACUUACGUACUGUAGACUGGGAACCAACUGCAAUUCGUAAGAGGAAUGGUGAAUGUGUAGAGGUAAAACCAUGUAUAAAUGUUGCUGUUGACCUUGAGCAAAAACCUGCUAGCAGGAGCAAAACAGGAGGAAAAUUUUCCAUUACUUCCAUGCCCGUGAAACGAGUCUUAAUGAUAAAACCAGAGAAAUUAAAGAAAGGCAAUAUCUGGUCAAGAGAUUGUGUUCCAUCGCCUGAUUCUUGGUUGCCACAGGAGGAUGCUAUAUUAUGUGCAGUUGUGCAUGAAUAUGGCCCACAUUGGAGUUUGGUUAGUGAAACACUCUACAGCAUGACUGCUGGUGGCUUUUACAGAGGAAGAUAUCGCCAUCCAGUUCAUUGUUGUGAGAGGUUCAGGGAACUAAUUCAAAGACAUAUUUUGGCUGCGCCAGACAGUUUGGUUAAUGAAAAGAUCGGCAAUGCAGUCUCUGGAAAAGCUCUUCUCAAAGUAACUGAGGAAAACAUUCGAAUGCUGUUAAACUUUGCUGCUGUGCAGCCAGAUCAUGAGUUACUUCUUCAAAAGCACUUUACUGCCUUACUUUCAUCUGUGUGGCGGGUGAUGUGUCGCCCUGAGUGUCGACAAAAGGUCUCAUCAUCUCGGAAUGGUGUUCAUUUAGGGGGAAGGUUUCUCAGUCCUUUUCUCAGCCACACACCUCAAGAUUCUGUAAAGGAACCAGCACAGAGGAUGAAAUUUACAAAUUUGCGGGAGUGUAGCAAGUUGUUAUUAGCUGCACUCCAUGAUGCAAGCAAUAGACAAAGGAGUGACGCAAUUUUCUUCUCUGAUAGAGAGGAUUUGCCAGUGAUCGCAGAAAGUUUAGAGAUAACACUGGAAAUUCAGAGGGAGAGUGGUGAUUCUAUGAUUCCAUUCCCACCGGUAAUAAAUUUAUCAAUAUAUGGCUCAAAUCCUGUUACAUCCAUAAACAAGACUACUGGAGAAGACCUCCAUCUAAAAGCUUCAAACGUUGUAGCUGAGAACCGCUUCAGGGCAGCAGCUACGGCUUGUGUUGCAGGUGGUCUGGGUUGGGCUUCAUCUGCCUUCCCAGCUAAUGAUUCCAAGUCACGAUCAGGGUUGAAAUUGCAGUCUUCGGGGAAGCACAAGCUGUCUGUCUCUGACACAAUCAGACCUAAGUCAAAACUGAAGAAGGCUUCAAUGGAGCAUGGUGAUGUACACAGCUUAUUUGGAGAGCAAGUAUUUCAACCGGUGGCAACAAUUGCACCAAAUGAUCCAAACUUAAGAUGUGACCUGACAUCAGUGACUGAUGACAGCAGUUGGGCUGAUGGUGUGGAUAGUGAUUUCUGUGCAAGCAUGGACAAGGCCCUUUCACCGCAAUUAGAGUGUUUUGAUGUGGUUCCACAUAAUUAUAUCCCUGGCUUUAUUGGAGGCCUUGAUGAUUGUUCAACGCUCCCAGACUAUACUGACAUUGGAUAGGGGCUAAACUGCUUGAUAUUCUUGAUUGAAGCUAUUAUGAUCGAUGGAGAAAAGGUUAUUCUUUGAGCAAAGCCAGAUCCUCCAGCGUUUUUGCAGUGAGCUCCGCUCGGGGUACCUUGUGAAUUGGACACACCAUUUUUGGAUGCCAGCUAUUUGAGGGGUAAGAGGCUAGACAUAUUUGCUGUUCAAACUCAAAUUAAAACUUUUCUUUUAUCAAAGAGAGUAAGUUGGCAGAGCGAAGUGAAGGACGUGCAAUUUUGAACACUUACAUGAUGAAAAAUUUUCUUCCUUGAGGAGUGUCUCAAGCGGCCCUGCUAGAGGAUCUGGUGAACUGAACAUAAAAAAAGAAAAAAAAAUGUAGCAUCUAAUUUUGUAACUAUUUUUUAGCAGUAAUUUCAGAUUUUGGAACAUUUCCUCUUAGAAAUGUGUACGAAAGGUAAGGCAGUAAUUCGAAAAAUGGGAAGGUUAUCUGCAGUUUCACGCAAAUGUCUUGGAUUAAUAUUGAAAUUUAUAACUCCACUGAGCUUUUUAUGUCAGUGGAUCUAAUUUACAUUCAUUU
Durio zibethinus is the source of this 7412-nucleotide messenger RNA. RefSeq names its product SNF2 domain-containing protein / helicase domain-containing protein (gene PIE1). Gene Ontology annotation, cellular component: Swr1 complex. Gene Ontology annotation, biological process: chromatin remodeling. Gene Ontology annotation, molecular function: ATP hydrolysis activity; histone binding; ATP binding. The record is from RefSeq and is a predicted model, not a curated record. Lineage: Eukaryota; Viridiplantae; Streptophyta; Magnoliopsida; Malvales; Malvaceae.